UCUCUGAAAAUGUAUGAAGACAGCGUAGCAGACUCGCGCGUCGGUUUGUCCGUUUGGGGUUUUGGCGCUCUGCAGGAGUGCCAGCAGAACGAAACCAUACUCGAAACUUUGGAAGAUCUGUAUCAUUCGAAAUAACCGAUCGACAACUCGAGACCAGAGCAGACGGAAUCAUCGAGUGCAUUUUCAACUGGAAAGAUGGCUACGGUUUCAUGGAAAGUUGCUUUAUCUUCAAGAAUAUUAAUAAGAAACCUUGUGAAUGAACUAAAAGAUAGUCACAACAGUGUAAGAAGGAACUAUUCUAUCUCCUGCACUUUUACAAGGAGCCGAGCGUCCGUGCCUUAUCGAUUUAACACCCGAUGUUAUGCCACAGAGAAUGCUCCUGCUGGGAAAACCUCAGUAUUCAAACAACUGGGCGAUGACCCAAAGAAAGAUUCAAUAAUCAAACAGUUAGAAGAAGAGCAAAAGAAGGAUGAGGAGGAAGCAAGAAAACAUCGUGAGCAGCAUUGGCGCAACACCAAGAGAGGUUUAAUUGCAUGUGGAGGGAUGUUGACUAUCUCGUUCGGAUACAUGAUCUACAGUUUUGGAGCUUCUCCAAGAGAUGAACAAGGAAACCUUAUUUCUGAUGAGUUCUCUAGCCUGCCCUUUUUCCAGCAAUAUACAGGCAGAAUAAUGAAAGAAAUGGAGUAUUUCAAAAAGCUGUUUGGCGAGCCAUCCCGUGAAAAACUUCUCCCAGAUCCCCUAACCUACCCUUAUAUUCAGCCUCCCUACACACUAGUGCUUGAAUUUACUGAUAUGUUAGUUCACCCUGACUGGACUUAUCAAACUGGGUGGAGAUUUAAGAAGCGUCCUGGUGUUGAUUACUUCCUAGAACAAAUUGCACCUCCAUUGUUUGAAGUAGUUGUUUAUACGUCUGAGUCUGGCAUGACUGUGUUUCCCAUCUUGGAUGCCUUGGACCCCAAUGGUUACAUUAUGUACCGUCUUGUGAGGGAUUCUACAAAGUUUGCUGAUGGCCAUCAUGUUAAAGCCCUAGACCACUUAAAUAGAGAUUUAAGUAAAGUUAUAGUUGUAGAUUGGAAUUCGUCUUCCGUGAAGUCAAAUUCACGCAAUGCCUUGCUCAUACCUCGCUGGAAUGGUAAUGACAAUGAUAGAACACUCAUUGAUCUUGCCGCUUUUCUCAAAAUGCUAGCAAACAACAAAGUUGAGGAUGUGAGAGACGUUUUAGAUUAUUACCAACAGUUUGAAGACCCCUUGCAAGCUUUCCGAGAAAAUGAAAGAAAAGUUUUGGAGAGCUUGGAACAGAAGGAACGGGAACGGAAAGAUAACCAAGGGGGUCUUGCUCAACGGUGGAGGCCAACAUUUCUAAGGAAAACUUGAGCUUUUACCUAAAAUGGCAGUGUCAAACCACAAUUUUCCUCUCUUUGUCUGAAGAUAUCACAAUUCCUCAAGUGGCAUUUAUGUAACUAGUUUCAAGUAACACUGAUUACAGUUUUAACUUAGAAUUGAUCCUUGAGGGUUCUGCUCAUUAUCAGUAAUCCAAUUCCCUAAAGACCUAUGAGAAUUUUUUUCCUGCAUGCCCUUUGUGGCCAUUGGCCGUCUUGACAUUCAGUGUCAAGAAAACAAGUGUUGUUAGAUCAAUUUUGUAGACUUUUGUGAUUUGAAACCGCAUGGUUUUGAUACUUGAGCUAACCAGCUGACUGCCAAACAUAUUGACUUCACACAAUUGUAGCUUUCAUGCUUAAUUAGGCUCAAACAAUACUAUGAUGAUUUUAAGAUCUAGUAUCUCUGCAGCAUGUUGUAUCAAAGCCAAUUGCAGUUGUAGUGCACAAUGAUAAUCAUAAUAUGGCUGUCAGUGUGUGUCAUCUUUUUUUUUUUUCCCAGAGCUGUUAAGUUUGACAUUUCUUUAUGAUAAAAGGGAGUAUUCAUUCAUUCAUA
This is a messenger RNA of Frankliniella occidentalis (western flower thrips), 1932 nucleotides long. Its product is annotated as mitochondrial import inner membrane translocase subunit TIM50-C. Bases 196 to 1374 code for a protein of 392 amino acids. Gene Ontology annotation, molecular function: phosphoprotein phosphatase activity. Lineage: Eukaryota; Metazoa; Arthropoda; Insecta; Thysanoptera; Thripidae. The record is from RefSeq and is a predicted model, not a curated record. The transcript is spliced from 9 exons.